GGCUGCGCGCGCAGGGUGCUCGGUGACCGGAUAGUGUAUUUUUUUUUUAUUUUUUUUUUGGAGAGCCGCGGUUUGUUGGUGUGAGGGAAGCCGGGGAGGUUUGGUCUUUUCAAAGAGAACCAUUUUUUUUUAUCAAUGGUUACAAAAAGAUAGCAGUAAUUAGUGGGAAGUCAUUGACUUGAAAGGAAGAAUGAGUUCACUUAAACCAAGUGGGCUUAAGGCGCCAUCGAAGAUAGCAAAGCCUGGAACUGUAGCUGCUAAAACAUCUGCUACUGCAACUAAUCCCCCUGUAAAAGCUGUAGAGAAACCCGCCACAUCACCAGCUUUAGAAGCUCCAGAAGGUUUUGUGGAUGAUUUCAGAGUAGGAGAACGUGUCUGGGUAAAUGGAAAUAAACCAGGAUUUAUUCAGUUUCUUGGUGAAACCCAGUUUGCUCCCGGACAAUGGGCUGGAAUAGUUCUAGAUGAACAAAUAGGCAAAAAUGAUGGGGCUGUUGCUGGUGUCCGAUACUUUCAGUGUGAAGCCUUAAGGGGAAUUUUCACAAGACCCUCAAAGUUGUCACGGAAACCUUUGGAAGAUGAGAGCAAUGGCACCCAAUCUGCGGCUGCAACUAGAGCUACCUCGCCAACCUCAGUGUCUUCUAAUUUGUCUCCACUGCCGUCUGCCCCAACACCUCUGAAAAGCACAACAACUCCUGCCAAGGAGUUCUCAACACCGCCAAACAGCAACCUGACCCGAACAGCAAGUGAAUCCAUAUCCAAUCUAUCGGAAGCUGGAUCAGUGAAAAAGGGGGAAAGAGAGCUCAAGUUGGGUGACAGAGUCUUGGUAAGUGGUUCCAAAGCUGGAGUAAUCCGCUUCUUGGGGGAGACAGAUUUUGCCAAAGGUGAAUGGUGCGGUGUUGAAUUAGAUGAACCUUUAGGAAAGAAUGAUGGGGCAGUUGCAGGAACAAGGUAUUUUCAGUGUCAGCCAAAAUAUGGAUUAUUUGCACCUGUGCACAAAGUUACACGGAUUGGAUUUCCGUCAACCACCCCAGCCAAAGCCAAAACCUCCGCAAGAAAAGUACCUGCAACACCAAGUACUCCGGCAUCCUUAAAACGUAGUCCUAGUGCAUCAUCCAUUAGCUCAAUGAGUUCAAUUUCAUCUUCUGUAAGCAACAAGCCAAGUCGCACCGGACUGUUAACAGAAACAUCGUCCCGAUAUGCAAGGAAAAUCUCUGGAACAACAGCUCUUCAGGAAGCGCUGAAAGAGAAGCAGCAGCACAUUGAACAACUUUUGGCUGAGAGGGACAUGGAAAGGGCAGAAGUUGCAAAGGCAACAAGCCACGUCGGAGAAGUAGAAAACGAGCUAGCAGUCAUAAGAGAUGGACAUGAUCAGUAUGUGAUGGAAAUGGAAGCAAAGAUGGAUCAGUUGCGUUCCUUAGUAGAAGCAGCCGAUAGAGAAAAGGUGGAACUUUUAAACCAGCUGGAAGAAGAGAAGAGGAAAGUUGAAGACCUUCAGUUCCGUGUCGAGGAAGAAUCUAUAACUAAGGGUGAUUUAGAGACGCAGACCAAACUGGAGCAUGCCCGCAUUAAGGAGCUUGAACAGAGCCUGCUCUUUGAAAAGACCAAAGCUGACAAGCUUCAGCGAGAGUUAGAAGAUACUAGGGCCAUAACAAGACCAGUAUCCCUUAAUGUGGCAACUGUUUCUGAGAAAUCUCGCAUUAUGGACUUGGAAAGAGACUUGGCUCAGAAGGCAAAAGAAGUAGUGGACCUAAGACAGAAGCUAGUGGAGUGUACCAAGCAGCCUGGGGAUGUAGACACGUCUCUUUCACUACUACAAGAAGUGAAUUCACUACAGGAAAACAUAACUGUUUUGAACAAGGAACAUGAGCAAGAAAUAGCUUCUCUUAAAGAGAAACUACAAAGUGUAGAAAACAGUGAAAAGGAGGUAGCUACUCUCAAGGCAUCCGUGGACAAGUUCUCUAAGGAGAACGACACGCUGAAAAUAAAGCUCAACCAUGCAAAUAAAGAAAAUGCCGACGUCAUAGAGCUUUGGAAAUCCAAAUUGGACUCUGCGAUCAGCUCCCAUCAACAAGCAAUGGAUGAGCUGAAGAUUUCGUUUAGCAAAGGCCCCAGCACAGAUAACUCUGCUUUAAUUGAACUCAAGGCGCAGAUAGAGAACCUCAGGUUAGAGUAUCAGAAGGAGACUGAACAACUUAAAUCUAAACAAGACGCAGAGCGUGCUGAUCGACUGAGAGAAAUAGAGCUCUUGAAGGUGAAACUGCAAGAGUCUAAUGAAGAAAAAGAAUCUGAGCUCGAUGUCCUAAAAGCCAAGCUGGAGAGUGCAGAAGAACAGCACCUGAUAGAAAUGGAAGAUGCAUUAAACAAGCUACAUGACACUGAAAUUAAGGUAAAAGAGUUAGAGGCUCUGCAAACCCAAUGCAGAGACCAGAGUCUUACGAUUGAUAAAUUAACAGCCCAAGUGAAAGACACAGAGGAGAGACUGUUGAGUCUUGAUGCAGGGCAGAAAAUAGAAACUGAAUAUAAAGAGGACAUUUUGAGAUUUAAGGAAAAAAUUGAGGCAGCAGAAAUGCAAAUAAAAAAUCUUGAGUGUGAAAAGGUUGCAGAAAGUAUUAAGUCCAAUAACUUAACUAACGAGUUGCUGAAACGUGAUGAAAAACUUGCUGUCCUCGAGAGCAAAUUAAGUUCAUUGACUGAGGUCAAGGCUUCCUUUGAGAAAGAAAUAGAAGAAUUGAAACAAAAUGUCAGUAACUCUACUGAGGAUGCAAACAUUGUUAAACAAACUAUGCAAGAGACUCUGGAUAAGCUUACGAAGAAAGAAGAAGAGUGCGUAGAGAUGUAUAAAAAGCUGGAGCACCUGCAGCCACAGUGUACUGCCCUGGAGAAGAAGUUGAAAGAAAGUGAAGAAAAAGAACAACUAUUGCUGACGGCAAAAGCAAAAUUAGAGAAUCAGAUAUCAGAAAUGAUUCAGUCUUCUGGGGACAGCUCCUCUCAGCUUAACAAAUUAAAUGAAGAACUACAGUCCAGAGAAAGGGAUUCUGAAGAACUACAAAAGGAGCUUUUUAAAGCAAAAGAAACGAUAAUAAAGCUUCGUGAAAGUAUUGACGUAUUCAAAUCUAACAAACUUUCAUCUGAAGAAGCUCAACAGUCUCAUCAGGCUGAAAUAAAGAAAAUGGCUUCCCAGAUAGAAGAUUUGAAAUCAUUAGCUGAAAAAAGCCAAAAUGAAUGUAAGGAGCUACAGAAUAUGCAUGAGAAAUCCGUUGCUGAUUUGGUCUCUCAGCACCAAACAUUGAUAACUGAGCUUAAAGAUAACCUGCAAGCUAAAGAGGAGCUGUGGCAAGCCGCACAAGUCGGUCAGACCGAUAUGGUGAAACAAAUGGAGGAGCUGAAGCAACAGGCUGAACAAGCCAAGUCUUUAACCUCUGUGUUAGCAUCUACAAGGAAAGAGUUUGAAAUAAUAUCUGAAGAGCUGAGGGGUUUGAAAGAUGAAAGAGACACACUGGCCCAAGAGGCAAACAGUUUAAAGCUAGGGAAGGAAUCACUGCAGUUAAAACUUACGGACUAUGAAUGCCGCGUUGAUACAUUACAGCAAGAGCAAAGACAACUAAGGUCUCUAACAGAAGAACUGAGUGCUACAAACCAACGUAUCUUAAAUGAAAAACAAGAACUUGAAAACCUUUCGGUAACUCGCACUAUCGAUGUUGAUGCCCUGACCACGGAAAAAGAAACACUUCUGUCUGAUCUAGAAAGUAUGAAACAGGAACUUUUGAGGAUUACUUUUGACAAUGAAGACUUGCAGUCUACUGUGACCACAAUGGACAAGGAGAUAAAAGAUCUCAAGCAGAACAAUGAUACCAUGGUUACAAAUUAUCUGGAUCUUCAGAAAGAAAAGCAAGAAAUGCAGGAGAUUCAGAAGAAGCUUACAGAAGACAAAAUUGUGCUUGCCAAAGAAAAGGAUGAAAUUAUUGAGAUGCUUCAGAACUCCACAGAAGACAUGCAUAGUAAGCACCGUUCACUUAUGGAAGAACUUGCUCUUCUUAAAGCAGAGAAAGAAACUACUCUAUGCAAGCAGUCAGAACUUGAACGCAAGCUUUCUGAUUUAUUAGUGGAGCAAGAGAGAUUGAUGAAAACUUCAACGGAUGUAACAUCUGAAAGAGAGCAUCUUUCGGUAAAGCUUAGGGAGUUAAAUACACAGUUUGAAAACGCGCUUCAAGAAAAAGAAACCUUAAAGUCUGAGCACAUUGCGCUAAAAACAGAACUAUCUGCUGUGCAGGCGCAACUGGACAGAUCCAUGAAAGAAAAUAAAGAGCUUUCUAGUAGUAAAGACGCAUUGCUUAUCAUGUGUGCUAAAAUAGAAGAAGAAAAGCAGCAGUUGGAAGAGUGUAAAAAGAUGCUGAAAGAGGAAAACCUCUUUAUUUGUAAUGAAAAAGAUGGUAUUAUCCAAGUGCUCACAGGCUCUAAGGAGGACCUGGCAAAAGAGCAGCUUAACCUUACUAAUAAAAUAUCUGCUCUGGAGACGGAAAGGGAAACUAUGUUAGUAAAAAUUUCAGACCUUGAAAGUAGGUUGGUUGUUUUAACCGGUGAGCGCGAUGGGUUUGUGAUAGUCAACAAGGACUUAUCAUCUAAAAACGAGGAACUCUUAUUUAAACACGGUGAGCUAAAUUCCAUAUUAGGGGACGCACUUAGGGAAAAGGACAAAAUAAACAUAGAUUAUAAUAAUUUAGUAUCGGAAAUGAGUGCCAUUAAAACUCAACUUGACAGGUCAAUCAGGGACAACGAAGAACUGCAGACUGCUAAGGAGAGGCUAUCCAACUGCCUUGAAGAGAUCAAAACUAGCAGUAGUGCCACUGACUCUGAACGUGUCGGUUUGCUGCAAGAUAAAGAAAAACUGCUUUCAUCGGAGAGGAGAUUGUUAGCGGAAAAGGAAGAUCUCCUGAAACAAAAUGAGGAGAUUACAAAUACAUUCCAAAAGUCAUUGGGAGAGGCCGAGUUGGUUCAAAACGAAAUGAAAGAAGAGAUAAAUCAUCUAAAAAAUCAGAAUGUGUCAUUGGGCUUAAAAGUGGCAGAGUUAGAAAAACAACUUCAGUCUGCUGCUGAAGAGAGAAUUACAAUGAAAGAAAAGUUCUCUGAGCUUGAAUCUCAAGACAAGCUGCUCAUGAAUGAACUAAAGGUUAAAUGUGAGCUUUCAGAGUCUUCAAAUAUGUUACUAGCUCAAGAGAAGAACAGUCUCUUAGAAAAUAUUGAGUCUAUAAACACCAAAAUGGCUGAAGCAACAAAGAAAAUUGAAGAACUGACAAAAGCUAAAGAUGAUUUAUCAGCGUUAUUGGAGCAGACGCUACAAGAAAAAUCCCUUUUGGAAUCGGAACAUAGUAAUAUACUGUUAGAAAAGCAAACGUUGCUUGAUGAACUCAGUAAACGUAGCUCUGAUAUGGAUAAGGUGAUGAAAGAUAGAGAGGGACUAGAGGAGAAGUGCAAAGAACUUAAUAAGGGAUUUCAAGGUUUUGAGCAAAGGUUGAUACAAGAACGAGAACUCUUUGAGACUGAAAAGUUGAAAAAUGCUGAUCUCCAAAAGCGUCUCGAUGUCACUGUGGAGGAGAAGGAACAGGCGGAGAUCCAGAAGGAAAAGCUUCAAACUGAGAUGCAUAACCUUGCCCAACAAAAAGAAAACGUCGAGAACAGUUUGCACUCCAUAACGGAAGAAAAGGGCAUUCUAGAAGUGAACUAUAACAAUCUGUUAGACAGCAUUAAUCAAGUUAAGUGUGAGUUUGAGUCGCUGGCAAAAUCAAAAGCGGGGCUCCAGGACUCGUAUAACAGCGUUUGCAAAGCAUUGGAAGACCUUCGUGGCGAACAUGAAGUGACCGAGUCCCAACUGAAGAAAAUACUUGAAGAAAAAAUGGAGUUAAUAUCAGCUCACGAUAAUCUAAUAGCAUCAAAUGCCAAUAUCUUAAAAGAAAAGGAAUCCAUAAAUAAUAAUUACGAAAAGCUUUCCCUUGAAACUGAUGUUUUAACCAAAAAAAACAAUGAAGUUUCAUCCUUUGCUCGGGAUAUAGAGAACAAGUAUAAAGUUUUGAUGAGUGAAAAGGAAGACCUGGUAAUGAAAUUAAAUGACCUCCAGACUCUUCGCGGCAACGCCGAACAGAAAAAUAAAGAGGUGAGUCAGAUGGCAGAAGAAUCAUUGCAAAUAGUUGAGCAGUUAACCGCGGAGAAAACGACGCUAAUCAAAGAAAAGGCAGAGGCUGUAACAGCAGUAGAAGAACUCAAGAAGUUGCAGAAAGAAGUACAAAAGGAAUUGGAUGAUCUUAAAGUGCAGCAUAAAUCAGCAGGCGAGCAAAUGCUUAGGACGAAUGAGCUUCUAAAAGGAGAAUGCUGUAAAACGGAAACUCUCAAAAAAGAAGUGGAAGAGCUGAGGCUGGCAGCUGAGCACAAGUCCCAGCAGUUAUCAGCUCUGCAGGAGGAGAACCUCAAACUUGCAGAGGAGCUUGGAAGGAGCAAGGAGGAGGUGACAAGUAACCAAAAGCUUGAAGAGGAGAGAUCAGUAUUGAAUAAUCAGUUGCUAGAGAUGAAAAAAAGCUUGCCCAGUAAAACAAUAAGAGAAACCUUAAAAAAGAAAGAAUUUGAUGAAGCGAAGGCCUCUCUACAGAAAACUCUUGCCACUACUAGUGCCUUGAUCAAUGAAAAGGACAAAGAGCUGCAAAGGCUUAGAAAUGAGGUUACAGAGCUGCGGGGAGAAAAUGAAUCUGCAAGAAAUUUACAGUCAAUUGUAAAGUCAUUACAGUCUGAAAAAGAGAAGUUGGAGAAAAGAGUGCAAAAUUUAGAACAGGAACUCAAUGAAAACAGGAGACAACUGAGAAGUAUUUCUAACUCUUCAGGUGACGCGUCUUUUAACAGCCAAUCCCAAGAAGAAAAGGCUUCGCUGGAAAGCCAGGUUGAUUUCCUCAAUUCAGUCAUUGUAGACCUUCAAAAAAAGAAUGAUGAUUUAAAGCUCAAGUUAGAGAAGAUGAUUGAAGCAUCACUGAAUGGCAAUACAGUGGAAGAAAUGGAUAAUCAUGACAGCUUGAAUGGCACUCGGGCCAAGAAGAAGGUCCCCCCUCGCCUUUUCUGUGAUAUCUGUGACUGUUUCGAUCUCCAUGACACAGAGGAUUGUCCAACCCAGACUCAACUGCCCGACUCUCCACCUCACUCCAACUUCCACGGGAACAGAAAAGAGGAACGUCCCUACUGUGAUAUUUGUGAGGUGUUUGGCCACUGGACAAGUAGCUGCAAUGACGAUGAGACCUUCUAAAUGAAUCUCUCUCUACAACUGUCUCAUUCUGUUUUAUGACUGAACUCUCACCAGCAUUGUGUGCACGUGCUUCAGAAAACUGUAGAAAAAGGUUUACACAUCCAGUGAGAAAUAUGCAUUUAUUACUUGGAUUGGCUGAAUUCAGACUUGACCUAUAAAUCCAUAUAGUCAAAUGUUUUUGUGCAUUAACUGCUGCUUCAUUAUUCCAUUAAGGGCUUGUAAGGAAAUAAGAUAUAAGUAGCGUGACAUUUUGUGCAACUUAACGUUUAUUUUACAAAAAACAGAUAUCUGUUCAGGUGUGUUAAGCAUAAGGUUCAUAUUCGCACAUAAAUUGGCAAUUACGCAUUUCAAUGCCUUUUGAUAACAUGACACUGGAUGUACUAUACAUAUCAGUUUAGUUUUACGUUUCAUUACUACAAAACCGCGAUUACAGUAAAAGACAAUUAUCGUACCACCAAAUAAUACAAACACGCCUCUGAAGAUUAAUGGUGCUGCGAAAGGUAAAGAGAACCGAAGGAUUCUGAUGUAAUAUGAUGAGCGUUUAGUGGUGUGGCAUAUCCAAGGCAAAGUUUUCUGAAAUUUCUUUGCGCCAAAGUGAACUGACUAAACCUCUACCAUACGGUA
This is a messenger RNA of Spea bombifrons (plains spadefoot toad), 7903 nucleotides long. RefSeq names its product CAP-Gly domain containing linker protein 1 (gene CLIP1). Gene Ontology annotation, cellular component: microtubule plus-end; nucleus; cytoplasm. The transcript has 28 exons. Gene Ontology annotation, molecular function: microtubule plus-end binding. The coding region runs from base 191 to 7279 and encodes 2362 amino acids. NCBI's taxonomy places the organism in Eukaryota, Metazoa, Chordata, Amphibia, Anura, Pelobatidae. The record is from RefSeq and is a predicted model, not a curated record. Gene Ontology annotation, biological process: positive regulation of microtubule polymerization; cytoplasmic microtubule organization.